AUGGCCUCCGACGAUGUCCCCGACUCAACCGACUGGCUCUCGACGCCGCUCUCCGGCUUCGCCGCCGUCGAGGCCGCCCUGCGCUGCCAGGUCUGCAAGGACCUCUACAAGACGCCCAUGAUCACGUCCUGCUGCCACACCUUCUGCUCCAUCUGCAUCCGGCGGGCGCUCUCCAACGACGGCAAGUGCCCCAUGUGCCGCGCGACCGAGCAGGAGCUCAAGCUGCGCAGCAACUGGUCCAUGGAGGAGACGGUCGAGGCCUUUUCCAAGGCGCGGGCGGCGGCGCUGAGCCUUGCGCGGAGCCAGCAGGACGGGGCGAGGACGAGUCGGUCGCCCAAGAGGAAGGCCGCUGGGGAGGUGGUAGCUGAGGCGCAUGAGCCCAAGAGGUUGCGGACGUCGGCGAGGCUGAGCAGGAACCGGGGCGAGGCGUCAGUGCCGGUUACGCCGUCUGAGGAGGUGGAGGAGCAGAUUGUUCCCGAUUCGAACAAUGACGAGGAGGACGAGGACUAUGUGCCGGAUGCUCCAAACGGCCUUGUCCCCUGCCCCUUGUGCAACAGGAGGAUGAAAGAGUGGCAGGUCUUUGGCCACCUGGAAACCUGUCCCGGGCCAUCAGCAGCAAGUCCUUCAAGAAACACAAUCACCCCAGAUAACCCGUCAUCCUUUGCGCAAUCCCACCGAAAACAACAAAAGACACUCGAACGCCUUCCUCCCCUCAACUACUCCAUGCUCAAAGAACAAGCCCUGCGCAAGAAAAUGUCCGACCUCGGCAUCUCCAACCAGGGUCCUCGCAUCCUCCUCGAAAAGCGCCACAAAGAAUGGCUCACCCUCUGGAACGCAAACUGCGACGCAGCGGUACCGAAGAAGCGCUCCGAGCUGCUGCACGAUCUGGAUGUCUGGGAGCGGACGCAAGGGGGGCGGGCGCCGACGAUGGGAAGGGUCGCGCAGACCGCGGCGGUGAUUAAGGAUAAGGAUUUCGAUGGCGCGGCGUGGGCGGCGAGGCACGAUUCUUCCUUCAGGGAUUUGAUUGCGAGUGCGAGGAGGAGUCGGCAGGAGACGACGAAGAAGAUGAAGACGGAAGAGGUGGAUAAAGGGGUGGAGGGGGCGUCCGAAAGCUCAACGCGGAGGUAUUCAGAACCGGUGGUGAUUUCGUCUUCUCAACCACUCGAGGACGGGCCAACGACGGCUGAUAACGUAUCGGAUCAACAUCGAGAGAGGAGAUCGGACGCAGCGCCGGGGUUGGAGUCGACAAUGCCCCCUUCUCAUGCUGAGCCAAUGGCUUGGGAGCUGUCUCAACGACCAUUAGCCUCGACGCCGUCAGCAGAGGGGGCGAGUGCGAGGAUAGUGGACGCAGACAAAUACUGA
Messenger RNA from Trichoderma reesei QM6a, 1362 nucleotides. RefSeq lists its product as uncharacterized. The record is from RefSeq and is a predicted model, not a curated record. NCBI's taxonomy places the organism in Eukaryota, Fungi, Ascomycota, Sordariomycetes, Hypocreales, Hypocreaceae. Gene Ontology annotation, cellular component: Rad6-Rad18 complex; nucleus. Bases 1 to 1362 code for a protein of 453 amino acids. The transcript has 2 exons. Gene Ontology annotation, biological process: DNA damage tolerance; protein monoubiquitination. Gene Ontology annotation, molecular function: single-stranded DNA binding; ubiquitin protein ligase activity.